This is a messenger RNA of Pseudovirgaria hyperparasitica, 2006 nucleotides long. RefSeq lists its product as uncharacterized. The record is from RefSeq and is a predicted model, not a curated record. The transcript is spliced from 3 exons. The coding region runs from base 278 to 1774 and encodes 498 amino acids. Lineage: Eukaryota; Fungi; Ascomycota; Dothideomycetes; Acrospermales; Acrospermaceae.
AAGUCUGCGAUUGAUCUCCAGGAUCUCGUCCAGGCCAUGUUGGGUGUACAGACUAGGCAGAAACGACCGUGCCUCUCCGAAGAAUGUGACAUGACGCGCUUCGCGAUGCAAGUCACAUGGUUGCCUGGCAUGAAAGAACACGGCAACUACCCAGCUACCUGGUAUAUAUAACGCUAUCUUUCUCCCGUACGCCUCUCCCUAACAGUGUUAUCACCACUUUCUCCAGUCCAUUUCCCUCUUACCACCAAAGCGACAGUCAACUCAGUUUCACUCUACCAUGGCCACCCAAGGAGUACCGACUACUGCUGACCCGGCAAGCGAGCAGUUGAUCGAGAACUUCGCUGGAACAUUCUCUGCUGUUUCGAAAAGUGCCAUGUUUGCAUGUGGCGGGUCUAUCCCAGUCACUACCUCUGCUUCCGAUGCUUCAGAUGGAAGACAAGAGAACAAGCACAAGGAAGACAACCCGGACAUCGAAACCAAAGAAAGCAACGUACAAGCCGAUCAUGUGCGCUCCUCUCCCCCGAUCUGCAUUCGUCUCGAGGGUUGCGGCAAAGCUCUGCUGUUCCCAACUGGCGAGCAAUCGUCACUAUUCCAACAACUGAUUUCAGCAACUGAGCCUGCUAGCUUCGGCUAUCAGGGCCGCGAUGUGAUCGACGAAACGUACCGCAAGGCUACCAAGCUUGACACGAGUCAAUUCUUGACAGACUUCGACCCACAUGGCCUUGGUAUUGUGGAAAUCAUCAACCAGCUCUUACUGCCAUCGGUUGAGCUACAUCGCGGUGUCCGCGCAGAGCUGUACAAGCUCAACGUCUACAGCGGUCCAUCUGGUCACUUCAAGGCACACGUCGACACGCCCAGGAGUAAUGGUCAGGUGGGAAGUUUAGUGGUGGCUUUACCAAUGCAUUUUCAAGGUGGAGGUGACCUUCUUGUUCGCCACGAGGGUGAGACUGUCCGCUUCGACUGGUCUCAAGGUGAUCAAGAUGAGCCUACCAUCAAAUGGGCUGCAUUCUACAGUGACUGCGAGCAUGAGGUCGAAGAAGUAAAGUCUGGUCAUCGCGUUACACUAACUUACAAUCUGUACCUUGCUCAGCGUCCUGGACUCUUAACUGGCAGUUCGACAGCCAUGGACGCAACGCAGCUUCCACUCUACUUAUCGCUCGCAGAUCUGCUUGGAUGUCCCGAUUUCAUGACUGCAGGUGGUAAGCUCGGAGUGGUAUGUUCACACGCCUACCCCCACACAAACGACAAAAUGCAUUCUCUGCUUCCGGAUAUGCUCAAAGGAGUAGAUAUGGCACUCUACGAAGCCGCCAAGGCACACAAGCUUCAGUAUGACUUGAUAACCUGCUUAGACUCGGAUGAGGAAGACUACUCAGAGGUAUACCGUGAGACUCUCGGUGGCAAAGACUUGUACUUUCGUGGAACUCAGCAGUGGCUUGACACCGACGAAGGUGGUGACGACGGCGACAGCAUAGACUUUCGUAGCUAUUUUCCAAACCUGCAGACGCCUCACUAUGGCACUGUGACUUGGAUCUACCCGGGAGGCCCUGGAGCCAACAGCGAGCAGAGUUUAGCCUAUAUGCAUAUAAGAUCACAAUGCUCUGCUCACAUGGCGGCUGAUAAAUUUGACCAUAACUAUAGUACGGUAAUCAGGCCUCAAACGCGUUCCUGUAUUCGAAUUUGGCAUUGCUGUUGGAGAUUCCACCCUUCUCCCAACGUAGUGCACCAUCUUUGGCUCUCUAGGCCUCAUAUCCCUACAGCGAGGAUUAGUAUAUGAUCUUCACACGUGGUGGCACUACUCGGCGUUCAUCCAGGGUCAUCGCCCUGGAAAAUCGAGUAUCGAAGGACGCCUGCAUCUGGGUAGACGAUUGACGCGACAAAGUUGAUGUAGACACUCGGUAGCUGUCGCAAUGAAAUUUAUAAAGAUUCAUGGAAUUUCCAUUUGUGUCAAUGUGUGGUAUCAUAGGUGAUAUGUCUAAACAAACUGAAUAUGAAGAAAACAUGAAGGU